Anopheles darlingi is the source of this 470-nucleotide messenger RNA. Its product is annotated as RING finger protein 122-like. Gene Ontology annotation, molecular function: ubiquitin protein ligase activity. The record is from RefSeq and is a predicted model, not a curated record. Gene Ontology annotation, biological process: ubiquitin-dependent protein catabolic process. Bases 120 to 470 code for a protein of 116 amino acids. Lineage: Eukaryota; Metazoa; Arthropoda; Insecta; Diptera; Culicidae. The transcript has 2 exons.
GAAAGAAAUGAUAAGCCACGCGCGCUCUAGAAGCGACCAUUUGUUGUCACAACUUUCCGUGGUAGGUGUUCAUACGUGCAUGCGUUAGGCCGGGCAUGCAUUAACGUCGUCGAUGCAGCAUGAAUCUGUCCAACGUUGUACUGGAAACGCCAUUAAUCAUGGAAAAGCCUACUUUCACGUCGGCGGCCAUACUGUUUCUGCAACGGGAAAAUAGCCGCGAAGAAACGGUUGGAGUUUCGAAAGUGUCGCCGCCCGCUACCUCCGGUGAAGAAGGAUUUCAACCAAACUAUGAACGGAUUUCGCUGAAGCGCCCAUCACUCACGAACUUAUCGAUGUGCGUCAUCUGUCGCUGCGACGUGAAAUACAAUAAUCAGAAGAAGGUGCUAUCAUGUGAGCACGCUUUUCACGUAAAAUGCAUCAAGCAGUGGAUUACGUUUCAAAAUAAAUGCCCAAUCUGUAUGGUUCGCUAG